Molecule: messenger RNA, 925 nt
Organism: Pseudoliparis swirei
Lineage: Eukaryota; Metazoa; Chordata; Actinopteri; Perciformes; Liparidae
Gene: gpx1b
Product: glutathione peroxidase 1b
Exons: 2
Biological process (GO): response to selenium ion; response to hydrogen peroxide; glutathione metabolic process
Cellular component (GO): cytosol; mitochondrion
Molecular function (GO): glutathione peroxidase activity
Source: RefSeq, a predicted model, not a curated record
GCUCAAGACACCGAAGAAAGUGGAGUGACUCGGAAAUAAAGGGAUCAUAGUGACUCGACAAAAAGAAUAAGUAUCAAGAAUGGCUGCGAAAUUUUACGAGCUCUCAACCAAACUCCUCACGGGGAAAACGUUUAAUUUUUCCUCCCUGAAGGGCAAAGUUGUCCUCAUCGAGAAUGUCGCGUCUCUCUGAGGUACGACCUCCAGGGAUUACACUCAGAUGAACGAGCUCCACCAGCGGUACGCCGGCAAGGGGCUCGUGAUCCUGGGAGUGCCCUGCAACCAGUUCGGCCAUCAGGAGAACUGCAAGAAUGAGGAAAUCCUCAUGUCUCUGAAGUAUAUCCGUCCUGGAAAUGGCUUUGAGCCAAAGUUCCAGCUCCUGGAGAAAGUAGAUGUGAACGGGAAAGAUGCCCAUCCCCUGUUUGUGUUCCUGAGGGGGGCGCUCCCAUACCCCAGCGACGAGUCGGCUGCCCUGCUCGAUGACCCCAAGCUGAUCACGUGGAGUCCGGUCUGCAGGAACGACGUGGCCUGGAACUUUGAGAAGUUCCUCAUCGGGCCGGAUGGAGUGCCGUUCAAGCGCUACAGCAGGAGGUUCGUCACCAGUGACGUCGAGGGUGACAUCAAGAAGCUCCUCAGCCAGGCCAACUAAAGAACCCGUCCUCCAGUACCGUUGACCCACUUUGGGCUCCUUGCUGUCUCUCUGCAGCUUCUGUGCAACACUUGUCAGACCGCCUGUGCUCUCUUACAUACGGUAGCUGUGUUCUGUUCUUUUACAAUAUGAAGGCACCCUCUAAAAACAAGUUAUUUGUAAGGGGGGAAUCUGAUGAACCGUAAAAGCCUGAAUGUUUUCAGCUGCAUUGUGUAUGCAAAGCACAGCAGUGUUUUCAAGUGUAAAGAGGACCAAUAAAACUAUUUUAUUCACACAUUU